AUUUUAGAUUUUGCUGAAGCCCUGAACUUAUUUUGUCUACCACAAUGUCUCAGUUUUGUCUUAAGUGGAACAAUCAUGUUUCAAAUAUGUUAACCAUGUUUGAAAGUUUGAAGUCUAUGGAAGACUUUGUUGAUGUGACUUUAGCUUGUGAAGGUCAUUUAAUUAAAGCUCACAAACUCAUUCUUUCUGCUGGAAGUAAGUUUUUUCAUAAUUUGUUUAUAACAAAUCCAUGUAAGCACCCUAUCAUUGUAUUGCAUGAUAUAAAAUAUAAUAUUCUUAAAGCAAUUAUUGAGUUUAUGUAUAAAGGCAAAAUUUAUGUAACUCAUGACCACUUACAAGUUUUGCUGAAAACUGCUAAGACGUUAGAUGUAAAAGGUCUUGCAGAAAUUUGUAAAGAUUCCAACAGGACUGAGAAUCCAGAUUCACAAGAGACUUCUCAUCCAUCUACUGCUAUGAGCUCUAUGACAGUGCCUCCAGAAUCACCACCUCCUUCACAUAAAAAAAAAAGAAUUCGUUUGCGAAAACGGUCAUUUGAUUCCACCUUCAGCAAUGAUGAAAUUGUUCCUAAAAUUGAAGAAGCUUCUUCUCCUGAGAGCCAGGAACCAAUUGAUUUUGUAUCAAACAUUGGAGAUUCAAGUAAUUUAUUGCCAAAUAAUAUAUUAACUAUUCCUAGACCUAUAAAGAGACUUAGCAGUUCCUCAUCAAAGCCAGUUUCUGUGCCAGUGUGUGAAGAACUGGAAGUAGAUCCAGUUACUGAUCAUGACUAUAAUGUGGAAUCUUUAAAGGAAGAACAGACAAGCUUAACAUCUGAACAGCUUGAAACAUCUUCAAAACAUUCAGGUGAACCAGUAAUACAUAACAUUUCAAGUUCAGAAUCUGUACCCAUCUCUGUUGUUCCUCCUUCAGACACUUUAAGUUCAGUGCAUAUCUUAGACCAGAAUGAUUCAGAAGUGUAUACUUCAGACUCAUAUUCCACAUGGAGUACACCUUCUGUGAAAUCUUUCCAUCGUUUGAAGAAGUCUGAUGGUCCUAUCAGAAAAAAAAGGCGACGUUGUGUAGGCUGCUAUAAACGUCAUCGUAUUCAACGAUCGUCUAAGGAUGCAGGAAAAAUUACAAAACAAGUAACGACGUAUUGUGACGACUGUCCAAAAAAGCCUUUCCUUUGUUUGAACUGUUUCAAUGAAAGUCACACAUGAAAAUAUUUACAGGAUAUGUUAUAUUUAUUAGACUCAUAUCAUUUUAGCACCAAAUGUACAACUGGUAAAAAAAUUGCAGUGGGAGACCAAAAGUCUGCACAGCCUAAGUUCUGAAGUUGCACAGAAUUUAGAGUUGUCUGGAUUUCAGGUCAUAAAUAAAAAAUUAUUUAAUUUAGAUUUUUUUUUUAAAAUGCUGGGGAGAGAAAGUAAAUAAAUAGGUUAAAAAAAACCAUAAAUUUUGUGACUUUUUAGUGGGGAAAUAAGUAUUAAAUAUGUUGAAAAUAAAAGUCAUAUAAAAAGUAUUUAUGUGCCAAAUAUUUAUUUACAGUAGUUUAUUUUAAAACUUAAGAAUGUUCUAGUUUGAGCCCAUUUUCCUUCAAAUUAUACAAGAAUCAUUAUUUUUGAAAAAGGCACACAGUUUUGUUGUUCUAAAUUCAUUUUCUUUUCACUAUGAUUUGUAGAAAAAUUGUAAAUUUAUUUAGAACCUGACAUUCUGAUAUGACCAAAAAAAAGUAUUUUCGGUUCUACUUGUAACAAAAAAAAAAAAAAAAAAAAAAAAAA
Messenger RNA from Stegodyphus dumicola, 1757 nucleotides. RefSeq lists its product as uncharacterized. Gene Ontology annotation, biological process: regulation of transcription by RNA polymerase II. NCBI's taxonomy places the organism in Eukaryota, Metazoa, Arthropoda, Arachnida, Araneae, Eresidae. Gene Ontology annotation, molecular function: DNA binding; protein binding. The record is from RefSeq and is a predicted model, not a curated record. Gene Ontology annotation, cellular component: nucleus.